AACUACCCAUGAGUUCUUGUUUGGUGCCCUUGCUGAACUUGUAGAUAAUGCCAGAGAUGCAGAUGCCAUGAGAAUAGACAUUUAUACUGAGCGACGGGAAGACCUGCGAGGUGGAUUCAUGCUGUGUUUUUUGGAUGAUGGAACGGGAAUGGAUUCAAAUGAAGCUGCCAGUGUUAUUCAGUUUGGUAAAUCAGCCAAGCGAUCACCUGAGUCAACUCAAAUUGGACAGUAUGGGAAUGGCUUGAAAUCGGGUUCCAUGCGGAUUGGGAAGGAUUUUAUUCUGUUCACGAAGAAAGACAACACCAUGACUUGCCUCCUCUUGUCACGGACGUUCCAUGAGGAAGAAGGCAUCGACGAGGUCAUCGUUCCCCUGCCCACCUGGAAUGCACGAAGCCGGGAGCCUGUGACUGACAACAUGGAGAAGUUUGCUAUUGAGACAGAGCUAAUUUACAAGUAUUCCCCUUUCAAAUCAGAACAGGAAGUGAUGGAGCAGUUUAAUAAGAUCCGUGGUGAGAAAGGCACCUUGGUGAUCAUCUUUAACCUCAAACUAAUGGAUAAUGGAGAGCCAGAGCUGGAUGUGACUUCUGACCUGCGAGACAUUCAGAUGGCAGAAACACCCCCAGAGGGAACAAAGCCUGAGCGCCGUUCCUUCCGUGCCUAUGCUGCUGUGCUUUAUAUUGAUCCCAGAAUGAGGAUCUUCAUAAAUGGACACAAAGUACAAACCAAACGACUUUCAUGCUGCCUGUACAAGCCAAGGAUGUAUAAAUAUACUUCAAACCGUUUCAAGACCCGUGCAGAGCAAGAGGUGAAGAAAGCAGAGCACAUGGCGAGGAUAG
Molecule: messenger RNA, 836 nt
Organism: Fulmarus glacialis (Northern fulmar)
Lineage: Eukaryota; Metazoa; Chordata; Aves; Procellariiformes; Procellariidae
Product: MORC family CW-type zinc finger protein 2-like
Exons: 9
Cellular component (GO): nucleus
Source: RefSeq, a predicted model, not a curated record